AUGCUUCUGAGGGGUUCAUCAACUGAAAGUUACGAUGACUACGUCGUAGAACUGUCACGCGCCGUAGGCAGCUCUGUCGAUUCAAGCAGAGUCUCCAGACUAGCCAAGAAAAUGAGACCUAUCCACGUUCUCGUCAAGUCUCUACAUCCCUUGAUGGCAGGUGCAGGCCAGGUCAACCCGAUGCCUACGUCUCUGAUACUCGGUGGAAUCACUUUCAUUGUAUCUUUCAGCAACAGGGUGGAAGAAUACCAGAAUAAGCUGGUUGAAAUGCUCGAGUGGAUGGGCGACGAGAUUGACAUCAUCAACAAGUACAGGGAAGAGGACCUGACGGGGAACGAUCCUGACAUCAAAGCUUGUGAGAUUAUUCUUGCUACUGACAUCCUCAAGACCUGCAUCAAAGUCGUCAAAACCUUUUACGAUGAACGCGGCAGAGAGAAAAAUGGUUUCAUCUUGGCAAUGAAAGCACAAUGCCAGGAUUUUGGUUCGAAAUUUGGAGACAUCAGUGCUCAGUUCAAACUGCAUUUGGGUGCUCUGGAGAAGCGCAGAAGAAUUGUCAACGCUCGAGGCAUCAAAUCUCUCACGGCUGGGGUCGGUAACAUCGAAAGAGUACUCGGCGGAAAGCUGAAAGACUCUCUGGAAGCUCUUCCUCUACCCGAAAAAGAAGCCAAGAACAAAGAAAAUGAUGAAAGUCGCCGAAGAUUCCUCGCCUGGCUUCCCUACGUCAACUUCGGGGAUAUCCAUGAGAAUCAUUUUGAGAGGAGAAUUCCUACUUCUGGCGACUGGCUCCUCCGCAAUGAGAAGUACCGACUCUGGAAGGAGAGCGCCAACUCGGACUUACUCUGGAUACACGGCAAACCAGGUUCAGGGAAAUCGCAUCUGGCAGCCCGAGUGAUCAGCGAAUUGGCUACGCCAAUAGCGACACAAGUGACAUCCGCCAUGGCGUACGCUUACUGCACUUCUAAUCAAACAAAGACCAGACUGACGUACAAUAAUCUGCUGGGCACGAUCCUGGGACAAUUGUAUGAGAAGCUAUCUGCGUCUGAAGGGAUACCCACUUUGACGAGACAAGCAGACGCAGGAAGCAAAGCAGAACUCUCUCGGAGUGAACUAAAAGAAGGCAUUAACCUUGUACUCAACCGCCUGCGCUCCGCGUUCCUCGUAGUAGAUGGCUUGGAUGAGUGUAGCCACUUUGAAGAUCGCCAAUUUGCCGACUUUUGCAACUUUCUCGCCAGCCUAGCCGACUCGAAAGACUCGGAUCUAUGCACCAAGAUACUAAUUUUUAGCCGUCCAGACUACACUGCCAUCAGGUCUGCUAUUGCCCACUUUCCCACAAUUCGUAUCGACAUGGGGGCAAAUGACGAAGACAUCAAGGCCUAUAUUUCAUCCAAAGUCGAAGAGAUCAACAGUGAUCCAUCGCCCGAUGAACGAGAAGGCUUUGAAGACAUCAAGAAGAUGAUGUUCAACAACGCCAGCGGGCUUUUCCUGUGGGUUCAUUUCAAGUCAAGGCACUUCAGAGAGAUUGGAAGCGUAGAGGAUAUUUUGGAAACUCUUGGGGACAAAACGGAAGGACUCGACGAGCUCUACGGCGAAGAGCUCAAAAAGAUACUCAACAAUCGUUCAAGCCACAGCAUGUAUCUCGGCUCUAUGGACAGUACCCGCUGCUCGAAUAUGCCGUCCUAUCUUGGGGCGAUCACUUCCACGAAGCCAAAGGGCACCACGUUCCUCACCUAA
Colletotrichum fioriniae is the source of this 1731-nucleotide messenger RNA. RefSeq lists its product as uncharacterized. The record is from RefSeq and is a predicted model, not a curated record. Lineage: Eukaryota; Fungi; Ascomycota; Sordariomycetes; Glomerellales; Glomerellaceae.